AUCCCACUGCUGGCGAUCAUCAAAGAAAACCCAGUGUUCCCCCGUGAGCAAACACGGGAUUAACUGCUCAGUCGUGUCAGUUUUGAACCAAUACGACCGCGCUGGUUCUUCUGCUUUCAAAAAGACAACUUCAGCUUUAACUUCUAACCGAGACUUGGAAAAUUCAAGCUGCAUGUUGGAUUUCCAAUGCAAUGAUCAUACAAUCUGAUGAACGGGGCUGGUGGUGCCUUUGCAAAGAGUCACACGGAGAAGCGCAGUGGCUUUCGUGCAUUUCAAAAUUCUCUCUGACUUUUUUUGAAAAUGGAAAUUUGACACUAUCAUCAGAGAAAGAUUAGGAUGCUUUAUUCUGCUUUACUCUUUUUUCCCAUCACUUUAACAGCCCAGAGCGACUGACCAUGCACACGAUUAAGCCUUUGAUGACACUGCGUUUUGGAGUCUUCAGGAAUCCUAACCUCUUUGGCACCGACAAAGACUUAUCAGUAGUGAUAAAGGAUUGUCCUUGUUCGUUUGGGAAAUUCAACACAGCAAAAAACUGAUGGAAGUCGGGAAACUGGCAGGAUUGAGUUUCCUGGGGGGUAGAAGGAAUCAUCAUAUUUCAGAGAGCCAAUGGACUCCAAGGUAAUUGAGAAUUCCUAGACUUCUUCUGGCUCCCACAAGGAUUUUCCAAGAGUGUUUUGGACGGAGGAGGAUUUAAAUGGUGCUAAUAACGGAGGAACAAGGUAAAGGUUCAAAGGUUCAAGAGAAUGGAGUGGCUGGAGGAGUCAGAAUUAGUAAGACUGAGUAUAGAACCAAUAAAGUGGAUAUGGAUAUUCCUGUCAUGUCCAUCACCAAGGCUGGCAAAGACGACGAUGAGAGCGAGGAAUCAAGCGAGGCAGAUAAUGAGGAACUUGAAAUCGAUUACACUCGAAAUUACUGGGAGGAUGAGGACGAUAUCUACCAGGAAUUUGAAGAGUUGGACUUUGAGACCUUGCCCGAUCGCUCAGACACACAGAGCAUUGCCUCAGAUGACUCCUUCUAUCCCCUCGACAAUUCAGUCACCUCUCACAUGCGCUACUCGUUUAGCUCUGACAGUCCAGAGCCCAUCUCCUUCUUCAAGGCCUGCUGCAACAACAAUGCCGUCAUUGUCAAGAUCAUGAUCAGACAAGGAGUGACUGAAGAGGAAGUGAAGGAGACGGACAGAAACAGAAGAUCUGGCUUGAUUGUGGCGUGCUAUAACGGCUAUGUGGACGUGGUCAUCGCUCUUUCUCAAUGCCCGUAUCUGGAUGUUAACUGGCAGGACAACGAGGGGAACACCGCUCUUAUAACUGCAGCUCAAGCAGGUCAUGCCAUCAUCUCCAACUACCUACUGAACUACUUUCCUGGUCUGGACAUCGAGAGGAGGAACUGUCACGGCUUCACAGCUUUGAUGAAGGCUGCCAUGCAGGGCAGGGCUGAGUGUGCUAGAGCGAUCAUGUUGGCAGGAGGUGAUAUCCAGGCUCGGGACUUUGGCCGGAAAAUGACACCCAAGGAGUGGGCACUCUUCACCGGUCGGUAUGAAACAGCCCGCCUGAUGAGUCGGCUGAUGUCCAACCCUUGUCCUGAGCAGUUCUGUGACUCCUUCUCCCUGGAGUGGCCACUGCUGGAGGAGUUGGUGGCCCAGGCCCAAGAGCCAAAGACCUGUAAGCAGCGUUUGAUCAACCUUCUUUCCUGCUGCCCUUAUAGAUUUUACAUCAACAACAAGGUAAAACCUAUGGAAGAUGGUGUCCUUGAACACAUGGUCCGGAUCACCACGGGACUGUCCAGUCCGCUUAUCGCCACAGCUUGCCGCACGGUGUGUCCGAGCAGCCCGCCGUGCAUCGGAAAACGUCGUCACGCGGUGCAGGAGAUCCUAAAGAGGCAACGUCUGGCGGAGCUGAAGCGCCUGGGCCCAGAGAGGCUAAACAACUACAAGAAACUUUUCCAGAACUCACGGAUCCUCCUCAUCCCCAGGGAGAAGGAUCGGAGGGCCAGUCUCCAGCCUCAGCUGCUAAGCAAUAUGGCAGCGGCGUCCACAGUGGCCAUAAGACGAGCCAGCCUGCUGCCACUCCAUAUGCUGAGGAGAAGCAGUGUGAGGCCGGGCCUAGUGGUUCCCAAGGUGAGGCUCUGCAAGGCCCCAGCUCCAAGCUACAAACCAGAAAAACUCAGAAGGAACAGUAACCAGAACCAGCUCCAGAUACCCAAGUGGGAUUAUAAGAUGAAGAAAAUAGAGCGAAUGCAGGAGGAGGAGCGCCAACGACUGCUACCCCUGAUUAGGAGACGAUGAAGGACCAAAGAAAGCUAAAGGAGACGUGGCUUACUGCAGCUUCAAAGUGCUCAGUGUAAAUCUUGACAUGGCUCUCAAAAUGCAUAUUCUUGCAGAAAAAGACACUUUGUUAAUGUAGACCAAACUGCUCAUCGUCUUCUUUGUUAGGGUUUCCUGCAAUGUUGCCUUUUUUCUACUUGAAACCACUCUUACUUUUUAAGGUGCACUUUGUGCUGGAAUGUGGCAGAUAUGGGAGCACAAGAAAAAUAUCAUGUACAUGUAACAUAAUAUCUCUUAUUUCUGUUGGUAUGCUGACAACAUUCAUUGUGUAUUAUUAUGCAUUCUAUUGAAUGUGGCAGAGAGUGGUGAGGUGCUUACUCAAAAAAAGGAAAACAUCACACAUUACUCAUUACUUUUCUUAAAAGUAACCCAGUACUUAAUUACUCAUCAUAGAAAGUAAUCUGUGGACACUACUGGUUACAUUACUUACAUGUUACUCUAUAAUAAGUCCUGAAAUGCAUUGUCACAUUAACUAUAAACGUGAGGCUACAGUCCCACACGCUGACACAAAUCCCUAUCCUGAUGAGGGCACAGCGUUAGCUUUAAACACAAAACCUACAACAAAACACAAAAAUGAAAUCAGGACAAAGAGAAUUUAAAGGGAUUAUAGGAAAAAAAACCUCAUCACUGCCUUUGUUACCUAUCUAAAACCAGGCUCUACCUGCUGGGGUGGGCUCUUCAUCCGCCCAGCUAUACCCCUCAGCUAGCUAUUCGCUAGCUAUUUGCUAGCUUUGUGUUAGCAAUAGCAUGCUAUCUAUGCAGAUGCCUCUGAAGAGCUGAUGUUGUGUUAGCAGUAUAACACAUGUGUCUGUCCUGAAUGCAGUUUGCACUUUGCAGUCUUGUUCUCUCGUGCAAUAAAAAUAAAAGUUGUAGACCUUUUUUUAAAUUUUCCUCCUCCCUUAACUAAAAUAAGCGGAUUACAGUGCAAGUGCACAUCAGGAGGAAGUCAUAAUUGAUAGUUUUUUUCCUUCUACCUGCCCAUUGUGCACAUAAUUUAAGAACCUUUGUAACUCAUGUAAUGAGUUCAUGAUAUGAUUGCUCAAUUUAGUACAAUAACGUGUUACAUUACUGUGUUAUUUAAAAAUGUAAUGGGAUUACAGUUACGUGUUACUUUGGGAUGGGUUAACACCCAACACCAUAACCCACCUAUAGGCGAAAACCACACACUACUGACCUUGUUGCUUGGAAACAAUCCAGGUUUAACACACCAGCCAUUGUUAAUGGUUGACCUUCUGAGGUCUAAGCCAUCAUACGUAGGAACCAUAAAUCUACCCUAACUGUGUAUUUUGGAGAAAGCCAAUAUAGACUUACAAGCAAUAUAUUAAUACCAAAAAUGGCACAUUCUGAUUUUCUAGGGUUAGUGCUCGGUUAAAGCUGGGGAUGGUGUAGAUAAUGUCAUAUUGAGAGGAUUAAGCACACUGAAAGUUGUAAGAUAAGACAGAAGUGAGAUUAUAUCACAGGACAGAAUGGUUUGGAUGGAGACAAAGAAUUGCAACAGGAUGAGAGGUGUAAGAGAGGAAUGCAGACAUACAGAAAUCACAGAGACACUAUGGGUUAGCAAGGGUCUGUUUUGAAGCCUCAUGUCUCAUAUUUCAUCUUGGUAUUUUGACCGAUGAGCGAGGGGUGAUUCUGGCUGAGAACCGAGAGACCCUGUAUGCUCACAUGACAGCAACUUAUCAAACAGAACAUUUGGACAUCAUGUUCUACUCAAGGGGAUCAAAACUGAGACUCUAAUCUUACCAGGAAAGGGUGUUUUGGGGUCAUAGAUUACUUUAUGCCAGCUGCUUCCUUAAACUGAAGAACUCGGUUAGGUCUGUCAGACCCUUUUUUAUCAUCUAUUUACUCUAAAUGUAACACAAUUUUUUUUUAAAUUAAAACAAAGUUCCCCACUGAUUUUUCAGUUUUGGAAGCUGUGUCCAUCUUUUACAGUCCAUGGGUCCUGUUUACCUUAGAAGAAAAAAGGGUAAAAGCCUUGGCGAAAGGGCACAACGUAUUGGAAACUGACAUACACAUUUACUGGAGAGGAAUACCAAGAGGGC
Messenger RNA from Pelmatolapia mariae (spotted tilapia), 4359 nucleotides. It is a transcript of the gene ankrd33bb, whose product is annotated as ankyrin repeat domain 33Bb. Bases 695 to 2281 code for a protein of 528 amino acids. The record is from RefSeq and is a predicted model, not a curated record. The transcript is spliced from 5 exons. Gene Ontology annotation, molecular function: protein binding. NCBI's taxonomy places the organism in Eukaryota, Metazoa, Chordata, Actinopteri, Cichliformes, Cichlidae.